AGAGACACUCGCGAGUCUUCCUACUCGCGAACACCGCGAGCUGUCAGUCGCGCGCCGAUCGUUAGUCGUUACCCGCACGUGCGUUAGUUGUUUGAUAAGAAAUUUUGCUUACCGUGGUCACCGUCCCGCGUCCGGCACCGCGAUUGUUCUUCAUUCUCCACUCGACGCGGAGCCCAAAAGAAAUCAGGGCAUAAAUAUUCAGCAAGUUAAAGAGAAGAGGAAACAUCCUUCAUUUUCCUUGACGAAGACAUGGCAACGACCGAAACGUGCCAGAUCAAGUCGACGACCAAGGGCCGCAGAAAUGUCGUUCCCAUAAUUCACGUUCGAGGAACCCACUAUGAGAUCGGCUUUGAUAUCGGACGCACCUUCGCCAAAAUGAUUCAAGACUUUGUCGACGCCUAUGGACCGUUGAACGAAAUCUAUCUGCCAAUAUUCGCGACCGAGGAGGGCAAGAAGGUUUAUAAUGAAACUCUUGACGCGGUCAAGAAACAGUUUCCGCAAUAUUUGAGGGAGAUCGAGGGAACGGCAGACGGAGCAAACGUGCCGUUCCACAAACUAUUUCUGAUGCAUUUGGACGACAUUCUUCCGAACGUUACUGGAAUGCAAGGAAAUGGACUUCCAGUCGGUUGUACAACCAUCAUGUGCAAUCAAUCGGGACAUGAGAUUCUAGGUCACAAUGAGGAUGCUCUUAGGGAGACUUUGAAUCACUGGUAUCUCGUGGAUGCUCACGUAAUUGAGAAGGGUUACAAAGAGGAGAAGUUCACGUCGUUGAGUUACGCUGGUUUCCUACCGGGUUACACAAUGGGUUACAACCAUCAUGGCCUCGUUUACAGCAUUAACACCCUCAGUGCUGCGGUUCUACGAUCCGGCAAGACUCCGCGAUACUUCCUAACGCGAGCAUUGCUGGGCGUGGAGAAUUUCGUGCAAGCGCAACAGACGUUGAUGAACGAGGGUUACGGCGCGGCGGAGGGCUUCUCGGUGAACAUGACGUUCCUCGCACAAGAGGACGACCGGAUGUUUCACAACGUCGAGGUGGGCCCGGCUGAAACAGGCGUGAACCGGUCGCAGCUCAUCGUCCUGACUAUUAAGCCAGGCGAGAAUACCUCGCAUUGCAACAAGUACCUACAUCUAAAGGUGGCGGAAGUGGAAGGAAGGAUCAUAGAAAGCAGCAUCAGGAGAGCGGAAGCGAUUUCGAAGCAUCCGCCAGUUAAAUGUCGUCAGGAUGUAAUCAACAUACUUAGUGAUCAGACAGGCAAGGAUUACAGGAUUUAUCAAGACGGUCUCGGUGGCGAAAUCAAGACGAUUGCCACUGGUAUCUUCGACUGCAUUGAACGUACGUGGUCUAUUUACACGGACAUCCCGCAGUUCAACGAGCCAAUAGUGGUAAUACCUAUGCAACUUCGUAAUUUUGCGGCUUUACAAAAUGGCAAAGCAAAAUAAUAACUCUUAUAAAUAAUAAAUCUUAUACGAAUCACGAAAAUGUAGCAUUUGCUGCAUUCAUAUUUUACAACAUAUAACAUGUAAUAUUAACAAUUUUAACUAAAAGAAAAUAUAUAUAUAUAUAUAUAUAUAUAAAAGAAUUUUUAAUCUAUCAAAUAAAAUGUAAGAAAGUUGAUGCAAUCUGGCUGUAAAGAAUUAUUGAAAUUUCGAAAGAAACAUUGUACAAAAUUAGAAAAACCCAUACGUCAUUAAAGUCCACGAAGUAAUUAUGUGUGGUGGAGAAAAGAUCUAUUGUUCUUAUUGUGUAUGAAACCUAUUGUUUUCUAUAUGAGAUUUUAUCAUUAAGAAACUAUCGAUAUCUUAAUAUCCUUGUUGAAGAAAAUGUAACUACAUUAAUAAUCUUACGUAGGAAGACUGGGCAAGAGCGAUUAUCUUAUAAUCCCAGAUUUCUUUAAUCAUUAUUUUAUGUAUGUUUCUGAUUAUAAAAGAUUUAAAGAGUUAAAAUUGUAAGUAUAAAAUAACAUUGUAACAGAUUUCGGGAUAGAUAAAUAAAUUACGCGCUAGGUAAUAAUGUUAUUAUAUUUGAUGCCUAUUAAAUAGAGGAAAUAAAGGUGCUCACCACUGUUCUAUUUCGUAAUUUCAGCUUUAAUUUCUUGAUAUUUUCGUAGUAUGAGUACAUUGUUGUGAUUCUUUUCCUCUUUAGUAUUAGCAGCUUCGAGAACCAUUCGCAUCCAAAUCGAUUGAAAAAUUCGUAAUAUAACGUAAAAUACUAAAUUCCAGUAAAAAAGCAAUGUAAAUUAUUACAGAAAUAUUCUAUUUUUUUUUUUCCUU
Messenger RNA from Solenopsis invicta (red fire ant), 2271 nucleotides. RefSeq lists its product as uncharacterized. NCBI's taxonomy places the organism in Eukaryota, Metazoa, Arthropoda, Insecta, Hymenoptera, Formicidae. The transcript is spliced from 8 exons. The coding region runs from base 250 to 1440 and encodes 396 amino acids. The record is from RefSeq and is a predicted model, not a curated record.